Messenger RNA from Pocillopora meandrina, 3631 nucleotides. Lineage: Eukaryota; Metazoa; Cnidaria; Anthozoa; Scleractinia; Pocilloporidae. The record is from the annotation of a GenBank genome assembly.
AGGAGGCAAGACAACAUGGCGAUCCAUGUGAAGUAGUUGGCUAAAAGCGAACGAAGAACGUGAUUUAUCGCUUAUACGAUCUAAUUUGAGGCAGCGGAGUCUUUUUUAAAUCUAAUUUAAAACAUUUCAGUCGUAAAUAUGUCUUAAUUUAUGCUCUUAACCAUGGAAGAUCUCAGUAAUCAUGUCAAUCACGCAGGAAAAUGUGGUUGUUCAUCAACAACUUAUGCUCAGUCUCUCUCUGAAAUGGACUUUGAGAGAGGAAUAUGGCAAGCUGCGCUGGAUGGUGAUGUAAAAAGAGUUAGGAAAUUUUUGGACAAGGGAGCAGACCCUAAUUUAAGGGAUGGCUCGGGAUAUACAGCUCUGGUAAAUCGUAUCCUUAAAGCGCCGAUCAAUUCUAAGCUUCAAUGUCCCUCCCCUCCCCUCCUCCCCUUUCGGGGAAACCCACGAGCAUCCAACUGUCGUCAGUGUGCAGAGAUGGGUAGAUUCCACGCCAUAAUAAUAAUAUUAAAAAAUGAUGUUAUUUUCGGUCGUUGGUUAUUGACGAAUCCCAACCCCACCUCCAUGGAGGGUGUCUCAUGAAUGUAGCUCUCACAGUGUUUCCUAUUUGCCUGUCCCCGCAACUGCACCUGCCUAAUCUAGUUGUGAAAUAAAAGUUUAGAAAUGAUCCCCACAGGUGAGCUGCAAUGAAAGAAAGGAAAAAGGCUGAAGAAACUGCCACCUACUUACCUUGCACUACUUGACUGUUUCUGCCAACUCAGCCAGGAAGCUAAGUGUCAGAAGCAAAAGCAAAUUUUGGAGUGUUCUUCAUUUCCAUGAAGGAAAGUUUGAGAAACAUGGGUCACUUAUGCUGUUUAAAACUUUCUGGGUGUCUUUUAUAAAGGAAAUCACAACAGUAUUUUUUUUUUCACUCCAACCAAAGUCAUUGUACCUUGAAAACAGAUAAGAGUUUGGCAAAUAAUUAUUCAUGUGAUUUAUGAGUUAUUUAUCUAUGUCUGUUUUCCUUCUUCACAGCAUUAUGCCAGCCGCAGUGGCCAUGAAGAGGUCUGUCAGUUGCUCUUGGAACAAGGAGCAGAUGUGAAUGCCCAGACAAAGUCGGGCAAAGUAUCAUCACUACACAGAGCAGCAUACUCUGGUCACAUGUCAGUGGUGAACCUGCUUAUCAAAUAUGGUGCUGAUCUAAGACUUUGUGAUAGUGAUGGACAAAUCCCUUUGCACAAGGUGACAAUGAAACUGUUGUGGUUUGAUUUAAUUUAAAAGUGAGUUUCAACAUUUAGGUGCAAUUGCUCAGAUUUCAAGUGUGCUGGGCAGUCAAAGAGGAUGUGAUGUAAUCCUUGGCUAAAGAGAACGAGUCAAUCUCCAAAAUUUCAAUCCUUGGCUAAAGAGAGUGAGUCAAUCUCCAAAAUUUUUUGAGUACUCAAACUGAAAAAUAAUUGUCACGUAGCAAAGAAUAUUCAGACUCCCAUAGGAAGUUGCCUGCUGGCUCAGGUUGGAGAGCACUGGACUUCCCUGCAGAGGGUUGAGGGUUUGAGCCCCAGACCGAACCAACAUUCAGGGUCUUAAUAAAAACAGCUGGGGAGAAAGUGCUGCCUUUGCUCCGACAACUGCAAAUGGUUGGAUGUUCUAGUCUUCUUGGAUAAUUUAUAAGGACAGUAGAGUAUUGAGGGCAUUUGCAAAAAUUUCCCUCCAAUGUAAACUACUCAAUGCACUUUGGCUGUAGUCCCCUUUAAAGUGUUUUAAAACAUAUUUGAGCACUUAUGAUGGAGAAUGCAUCAUAAAAAUGCAUCAUCAUCAUUAGCAUUAUUCCAAUCAGGCCUCAAUUCCAUAAUACAGCCUCUUUAUCAUCAAAAGCAUGCUUAACAUCUUCUUACUCUACCUCCUCAAACAGCAAAGGACCCACACUCCCAGGUGCAUUCCUUGGGACAUGCACUCCCUCUUAAUGUCUUCAAGAUGGCAUAGAGACAUUGGAAACUAACAACAUUUAAAAGGGGAGAAGGGUGAAGAAAUAUCUAAACGUUUUUAGGGAGAAGUGUCCCAACUUAUUAUGUUUGGGAGUGUAGGUUGUAUUUUAGAAUCAACUUCAUAGUACCUCAACUUGCCUUGCUCUCUAUACUGUACAUGGUCUAUUAAAGAUCUGUGAUAAGUAGGACUUCACUUUCUAUCCAAUUAAAUAAAAUAGCUGGUUAGAGAAUCAAAUGCUUAAUAAAUAAGCUUACAGUACUAUGUCUUCCUUUUUCUUAAAUUUCAGGCUGCUGAAAAGUUGCAAAAAGAAGUUGUAAGAUUGUUUGUUGAGUUGGAUUCCAGUCUUAUAAAAGUGAAAGAUAAAAAUGGAAGAUUACCUUCUGACCUGGUAUCCUCAAAAGAACUUGCCAUGUUAAAUAUGCUUUAGCUACAAGAAACAAAAUUGUACUGGUACCCAACUUGUUCUUAAUUAGGUGUAGUCCAUUCUCAAGAUUUGGAACUGCUUUUUCAUGUUGGUUUUCAAUAAGUUUCUUUCCAUUUUUUAGGAUAAUAGACUACAGGUAGUCCCUGCUUUUCAGCAAAGUCAUUCGUGCAGUUAAAAAAAACAGAGCUCUGGGAGUGAUAUGCACAAAAGUAGGACUUUUAUUUGUUUGCCUUUCUCCCAGAGUUCCACUCUGCAUGCUAAAAUCAUUUUUUUUUUUCCUCGUUUUUCUUGGCUUCUGCAAUGGACUUUGCCUAAAAGGAGAGAUUGCUCAUUGUCUAUCGGAAUGAGUGUAUGCACUUUUUACAAUGGUAUUAAAGAAUGUUUUGUAAGGGCUUUAUACCUGUAUAUGCUUUCAUGAUACUGUGACCACCAGACAGGAUGUGGUUGCCUUGUUAUGGUCAAGUCGCCGAUGGUUAACUCGCCAACGUAUAAAAUUGAGUAGCAACGUCGGCGAGUUGGUUUUCAAUAAAGCACAACUUAUUAGAAGUUAAACAUAUAGAAAAGUAAAAGAUCUUUAGUAAAAAAACAUUUUAUUUCUUCCAACAAAGUUUAUAAGGAUCUCAUAGCGAAUAAACCAAGGUAAACAUCGACAAUAACUUUAAAAGCUUCAAACGCGAACGAGUUAUUGAGUGAAAACAACACUGUAAAGACUUGUCAUAUCAAUAGGUCAGAUUUUUUUAAAAAAACUUGGCUUUUUAGACAAGAUCUUUAGUAAAAAAUUUUUAUUUCCAACAAAUUUUAGAGGGUCUCAAGGCGAAUAAAGCAAGUUGAACAUCGCCAAUGACCAAAUAAGCUUUAGAUGCGAACAAGUUGUUGUGUGACAACAAUACUGUAAAGACUCAUCAUGUCUAUUUGUCAGAUUUUUUAAAAUGAACUUGGCUUUCCAUACAAGAUAUCUACUCUAUUUUUUAUGUCGGCGAGUUGGUGUUGGCGAGUUGAACCAUGGGCGUCUUGACUGGAUACCGUCCAGCAACAAGAAGAGCAAUUAAAGAUAAAUUUGUGCCAAUGAGGGUUUGAACCUGUCCUGAGUAGAGUAAAUGUUAAUCAGUUUUAUAGAAUCAUAUUUUUAAUAACACAAAUAUUUCAAAACAUUCUAAUUGCAAAAGAAUCAUGACAGGUAGAAAUCAUGUUAAGCUGGAUUUUGGUACCAAAAUAAAGGGUGUGGUUCUUCAUAGAAUGGGAUCAGGG